AUGGCCGCCGCCGCGGCGGCGCCGCAGGCCAGCCCCCGCCUGCCCGCGCAGCUGAGGUCCGCGCUCCUCGCCGGCGACGCUGCACGCCUGCGCGAGCUCGGCGCCGCGGCCUGCGAGCGGCUGCGGGCCGCGGACCUGCCGCGGCUGGCCGGCGUGGCCCGCGCCUUCGCGGACUCGCGCGUGCGCGACGAGCGCGUGCUCGGCGCACUGGCCGCGCGCGCGGCCGCGCUGGACGGCGCGGUCCUCGCGGGCCCCUCGGCGGCGGCCCAGGCCGCGUCGCUGCUCGACUCGCUGGGGAAGCUCGCGGCCCGGGGCCUCGCCAGCAGCGCUCCGCGCGGGGGGCCGGGGGCGCCGCUGGCGGAGGCGGCACGCGGCGGCGCCUUCCCCGGGCGCGGGGAGGCGGCCGCCCACCUCGACGCGCGCGUGGCGGCCUGCGCCGAGGACCUGAGCCUGCUGGACCUCUCCAGGGCCCUCGGCGGGCUGGCGCGCCUCGGCCCCCGCGGGCCGCUGCGGCUGCUGCCCGCGGCGCGCCGGCGCCUCGAGGCGGCCGCGAGGACGCCAGCCUCCGAGCUGGACCCGAGGCACCUGUGCGCGCUGACGGCGGCGUACGCCACCUGUGCCCGGAGCGGCCACCGAGACCCGGAGGCGGUGCGGGCGCUCGGGGAGCUGCUCACGGCGUGCGGCCUGCACGGCAGGCGCGUGCCCGCCAGGUACCUCCUGCCGCUGCUGCGGGCGCUGUCCACGCAGCUCCGGCCCGCCCCCGCCACGUUCGCGCGGGCCGUGGAGGCAGGCCUGCAGCGCGAUGAGGUCGCGGCCCUGGGCGCCCACGAGCUGGCCGUGCUCCUGCGGGCACUGGCAUCCAUCCCCGGCCUUCCUCGGGGCGGCCUGCUGGCACGCACGGUCUGCGACGCGGCGCUGCAGGCCCCGCUGUCUGCGCUGCCGCCCGAGGGCCUCGUGGGCGCCAUGCGGUGCGCGUGGGCGCUGGGGCACGUCGACCCCGGCUUCUGGGUGCCGGUGCUCCGCCAGGCCACCCGUGCGCUGGCCGACCCGCCCGGCGCGGGCGGCUGGGCCACGGGCGACCUCGCGGCGGCGGCGCUGCUGGCCUCCCGCGUGAUCGCGGCAGCCGGGGCGGAGCGGCCCGCCUUCCGCCCCGGGGCCGACGACGGCUCGCGCCCGCUCCUGGCUGCGGCGCCGGCCGCGGCGGACCUGCUGCGCGCGGCGGCGGGCGCCGCCGGCGCGAGGGCGGCGGAGCUCGCGCCGUGCGACGUGGCCGUGGUGGCCACCGCGCACGCGAGGGCGGCGCUCGAGGACGGGCCCCUCUUCGCGGUGGUGUCGCACAGGGCCUGCGAGCUGCUGGGCGGGGAGGCGGGGGGCGGCCCGCGCUUCAACGGCGUGGACGUGGCCCAGCUCCUCGCCGCGCUCGCCCGCUUCGGCUACCGGGACGAGGAGCUGCUCUCGCGCCUCGGCGCCAAGGCCGAGGUCGAGCUGCCCUCGUACGGCGCGAGGGCGCGCGACAUCGCCCUCUGGGCCCUCUCCGAGCUGGGGGGCGUCCCGGGUGCCGAGCGGCACCCCGCUCUGUCGGAGGCCCUGGUGGAGUACGAGCUCGCCCGGGGCCGCUGCACCGACCGCACGCGCGAGCACCUCCUGUCCGUGGAGGUGGCGCCGGUGGACGACUGCGGCGACGACGCGGCGCUGUGGCGGGGGGGGAGCUCCGAGGCGGCGGCCCAGCCGGUCUGACGGCCGUGCGGGCAAAAGAGGGCAGCCUCCUCGUGCUGCUUGUUCCACUCUCUCUCUCCCCGUCCUGCUGUCUGCUCUUCCUCGUGUGCCUCCCUCCCCGGUCCGUGCUUCCUCCCAGAUUCCCCCCC
Messenger RNA from Prorocentrum cordatum, 1865 nucleotides. NCBI's taxonomy places the organism in Eukaryota, Dinophyceae, Prorocentrales, Prorocentraceae. The record is from the annotation of a GenBank genome assembly.